Molecule: messenger RNA, 6260 nt
Organism: Marmota monax (woodchuck)
Lineage: Eukaryota; Metazoa; Chordata; Mammalia; Rodentia; Sciuridae
Gene: Tmtc3
Product: transmembrane O-mannosyltransferase targeting cadherins 3
Exons: 14
Coding region: 353-3088 (911 amino acids)
Biological process (GO): protein O-linked glycosylation via mannose
Cellular component (GO): endoplasmic reticulum
Molecular function (GO): mannosyltransferase activity; protein binding
Source: RefSeq, a predicted model, not a curated record
UCCUGGACUCGGGGUUGAGGACGAGGAAUUUGACUGGAGUGAGACUCGAGCUUCCAGAGUGCAGUUCUACCUUGCGACAGUGCAUGCUGGGAAGUGAAGUCACUGAGAGGAGAAGAUAGGGAGUUCCCGGCGUGCAAUGCGGAAGGCUGCGACGGUACUGGGGAGACGAGGGAAAGACCGAGAGGCGGGAGGCGCGGUGGCUGAGGUGUGUCCUCGCUGGUGGCCUGAAGGAGGUAGAAAAUGACUAUGUCUUCGAUGGCGUCAAUCGCUGGGCCGCUCUUCUUGAGAUUUCCCUAAGCUGUCCCCUGGUGGAUCCGCUCCCAGUUUUUGCCCAAAAGUUCUUGUGGAAAAGAUGGCUGAUAUUAACCUCAAAGAAGUAACCUUACUAGUAGGUGUGGUUACUGCAUGCUAUUGGAACAGCCUCUUCUGUGGUUUUGUUUUUGAUGAUGUUUCAGCAAUAUUGGAUAAUAAAGACCUGCAUCCAUCUACACCUUUAAAAACUUUAUUUCAAAAUGAUUUCUGGGGAACUCCUAUGUCUGAGGAAAGAAGCCACAAGUCUUACCGACCCUUAACCGUAUUGACAUUUCGCUUAAAUUAUCUAUUCAGUGAACUAAAACCAAUGUCUUAUCAUCUCUUAAAUAUGAUUUUUCAUGCUGUGGUCAGUGUGAUAUUCCUUAAAGUCUGCAAACUUUUUCUGGAUAAUCGGAGUAGCAUGAUUGCUGCUCUGCUUUUUGCAGUGCACCCAAUACACACAGAAGCAGUAACUGGUGUCGUGGGAAGAGCAGAACUACUGUCAUCUAUCUUUUUUCUAGCAGCAUUUUUGUCAUAUACCAAAUCAAAAGGACCAGAUAAUACUAUAGCUUGGACUCCAAUUGCACUGACAGUGUUUUUAGUGGCUGUUGCAACACUGUGUAAAGAACAAGGAAUAACAGUUGUGGGAAUUUGUUGUGUGUAUGAAGUAUUUAUUGCCCAGGGGUAUACUUUGCCAUUAUUAUGUAGUACUGCUGGACAGUUUCUCCGUGGAAAGGGUAGCAUUCCAUUUUCUAUGCUGCAGACACUAAUAAAACUCAUUGUCUUGAUGUUCAGUACAUUAUUGCUUGUUGUGAUUAGAGUCCAGGUUAUUCAGUCCCAACUUCCAGUGUUUACAAGGUUUGAUAACCCAGCUGCUGUAAGCCCAACUCCCACAAGGCAGCUAACUUUCAACUACCUCCUUCCUGUGAAUGCUUGGCUUCUAUUAAAUCCUUCAGAGCUGUGCUGUGAUUGGACCAUGGGAACAAUACCACUUAUAGAGUCAUUUCUAGAUAUUCGAAAUCUUGCUACUUUUGCUUUCUUUUGCUUUCUGGGGGCUUUGGGAAUAUUCAGUCUCCGAUAUCCUGGUGAUUCCUCCAAGACUGUUUUAAUGGCACUUUGUUUAAUGGCAUUGCCAUUUAUUCCAGCAUCAAACCUUUUUUUUCCUGUUGGAUUUGUUGUUGCUGAGCGUGUACUGUAUGUUCCUAGCAUGGGAUUCUGUAUUUUGGUAGCCCAUGGGUGGCAGAAAAUUUUAAACAAAAGUGUAUUUAAAAAACUGUCCUGGGUGUGUCUAUCCAUGGUGUUACUUACUCAUGCCUUAAAAACACUUCACAGAAAUUGGGAUUGGGAGUCUGAAUAUACAUUGUUCAUGUCAGCCUUAAAGGUAAAUAAAAAUAAUGCCAAAUUAUGGAAUAAUGUGGGUCAUGCUCUGGAAAAUGAAAAGAACUUUGAGAGAGCUUUGAAAUACUUUCUACAGGCUACUCAUGUUCAGCCAGAUGAUAUUGGAGCCCACAUGAAUGUAGGAAGAACUUAUAAAAAUUUAAAUAGAACUAGAGAAGCUGAAGAAUCUUACAUGAUGGCUAAAUCACUAAUGCCUCAAAUUAUUCCUGGUAAAAAAUAUGCAGCUAGAAUUGCUCCUAACCACCUAAAUGUUUAUAUCAAUCUGGCCAACCUUAUCCGAGCAAAUGAGUCCCGGUUAGAAGAAGCAGAUCAACUUUAUCGACAAGCAAUAAGUAUGAGACCAGACUUCAAACAGGCCUACAUUAGCAGGGGAGAAUUGCUUUUAAAAAUGAAUAAACCUCUCAAAGCAAAGGAAGCAUAUCUUAAAGCACUAGAACUGGACAGAAAUAAUGCAGAUCUUUGGUACAACCUGGCAAUUGUAUAUAUUGAACUUAAAGAACCAAAUGAAGCCUUAAGAAACUUUAAUCAUGCUUUAGAACUAAAUCCAAAGCACAAACUAGCAUUAUUCAAUUCUGCUAUACUAAUGCAAGAAUCAGGGGAAGUUAAACUCAGACCUGAAGCUAGAAAAAGACUUUUAAACUACGUAAAUGAAGAGCCACAAGAUGCUAAUGGCUAUUUCAAUUUGGGAAUGCUUGCCAUGGAUGACAAAAAGGACACUGAGGCAGAGAUUUGGAUGAAGAAAGCUAUAAAAUUACAAGCCGAUUUCAGAAGUGCUUUGUUUAAUCUGGCUCUCCUGUAUUCUCAGACUGCAAAAGAAUUAAAGGCUUUGCCAAUUUUAGAAGAGUUACUGAGAUACUACCCUGAUCAUAUCAAGGGUCUCAUUUUAAAAGGAGACAUUCUGAUGAAUCAAAAGAAAGAUAUACUUGGAGCAAAAAAAUGUUUUGAAAAGAUUUUGGAGAUGGAUCCAAGCAAUGUGCAAGGAAAACACAAUCUUUGUGUUGUUUAUUUUGAAGAGAAGGAUUUAUUAAAAGCUGAAAAAUGCUUGGUUGAAACAUUGGCAUUAGCACCACAUGAAGAAUAUAUUCAACGCCAUUUGAGUAUAGUCAGGGAUAAAAUUUCCUCAUCUGGUUUUGUAGAACAGCCAGUAUUCCCAGCUGAUAAGACUUCAGGUGAAGAAGGAGACAAACUUCCAGCUGAAAAUAUAAAAGAAAUCAGAAGUGAAUCCAGACCAACACAGAUAAUGAAAACAAUUGAAUCUAAAUCCAAAAAACAAUUAGCAAAAAAUGCAGACAAAGAGACCCCCCAAAAAACAACAAAAGACAUCAAAGAAAUUGAGAAGAAGAGAGUUGCUGCUUUAAAAAGACUAGAAGAAAUUGAACGUAUUUUAAAUGGAGAAUAGCAUUAUUCUUUAUAAUGUGACAUUGGUAUCAAAAACUUCAAUCUAUAUCAUGUGAUUGCUUGUACUGGGAGCUUUGAAAAAUAUCAAGAAUAUGUAACAGUCUAUCAUGGGCUGCCUCUACAUUGGAUCAAAAUAAGAUUUUUCAUUAAAGACCUGUGUUACCCCAAGAUAUGUGUCAUAUAUGAUAUGGCAGAAGUUUUUAGUUUUGGUUAACAAAGCAAAAAUUUCAAAUUACAGCUGAUCAAUUUGUGACUUUGAUUAUAGAAGGAAAAUUUUUCUGGCAGAAUAAUCUUUACAACUCUGACUUAAAAAUAGUUUGAAGCCUGAAUGAUUAUGAUUCUUUGAGGAUAAAUCCAACAAGUGCUGGUUCAUUCUAUGAAUUCCCAUUUAUUAGCCACUCCAUUUUUCCUUUACCUGUUGAAAACUGGCAUUGGGUUAAAAACAUUUUUUGAACACAUUUUUUUUUCUUCAAUAAUUCUUUUAAAUCAAGAGAUUUUUGCACUACAAAAGAACACUGGGUCUUUAUGUUGUAUUAUUUGGUUGACUUUUAGAAAGAAUGCUGGGUAAAACAUUUUAGAUGAAUUAUGACAUGUUAGUUUAAGAAUAGUUUUUCUUAAUUUCAUACUUGUUCUUCAUUAUACAAUGCAGUUUUGAAGCAGCUGAAGUUACACACACACACACACACACAAUCUCUCUCUCUUCUAAUGGUGCUCACAUAUACUGUAUUUUUUUUCCACAUUGACAGUCAAAACAUGAACCACUAAAUCAUGACUGUUCUUCAGCUUUUAAUCCCCAAACUGUUAUGUUUCUUAACAUUAAUCAUAUUGAGAAGCUCUGAUAAUUCUUAACUUUAGACUCCUGAGUAAUAGUAGACUUCUCUUUCAUCUUAUUGUUAGCUCUCUAGUUUUAUUGAAUUUAAUUUUCUGUUUUCAAAGUGACACCUUGAUUAUUCUUACUUUAAGCCACUAAGUUCAGUUCUUUUUAACUGAAAACAAUGUGACAAAGUUUAUUUUUAAGCACUAAAUUCUUGAUAUCUUGUGGUAUAUAUAUUAUUAAAUAUUUAUUUUAACUACUGAGUUUCAUAAAAAUGUUUUAAGCUGUCUUAAUUCUAUCCAAUAUGGAAAACAAAUUGUUUUCAAAACAAAGCAAUUUGUUUUCUAGUGCAUUUGCAUAUAUGAGCAUUUAUUAUGAUUUAACCAAAAUUGCAUCAUUUGGGCCAGUUGUCAAUUACAAAAUUAUCCUACUAAAUGAUUAAUAAAUUUAUCACCUUGGUUUUAGCAAAUUGAAACCUGAAAAAUGUGUUACAUUGAAAGUAGGUACAAAUUAAAAGUUAAAUUUAUUAAUUGAAAUCUAAUCUUUUUUUUUUAGUUAAAAUACAUUUUAAAUGAGUUUUAUAAAGUAAGUUAUAAUUUGAAAUGUUAAAGCUCAAGAAAGCUGUCAUUCUGGGAUAGUAACUAAUUUCUAAUUAUGUAGUAUUUCAAAAACUAUACUUUUUAGUUCCUUUGAGAAAACUAAUUUCUAAUUAUAUAUGUCUCUAAAACCAUAUUCCUGUAAUGUUUUUAAGAAAUGUUUUAUAAAUAGGUCACAAGAAACAUAAUCUGCAUUAAAAACCCAGUCUUAUUAGGUUCCCAGAGGAUCUGGCAUAGAUUUUUCUAGGCAAUUUAAAGCAAGCAUGGAUGCCAGUGGGUAUUAAUUCUUGACCCAGGAGAUUCUAUUAAACAUUAAAGCAAUAUCUUAUUUCAGUUCAUAGAUUAUGAUUUUGUGACUUCAAAUAGAAGGUAGAGAAUACAUCAUGUAGUAUGACUUGAAAAAUGAAAUUAAGUUAUUACAUUCUGUCCAUUCUAUCUUGAGAAUGUUUCUGAGGUGAUGUCUUCAAUGAUAAUUUUAAGUGGAGGACAUUUCAGGAAAAUAAAAGGAAAUCUUUUGUGACAGCAAAAGAAUUAUAUUAGCAUUCAGAGCAAGUGUCUGUCACACAGGAAAUACUCAUGUAUUUGAAUUUUAAAUUAUUUAGACAAAAUCCAUCCUGAGUAAUUAAUAAUUAUUAAUUAUUCCAAAUCUGGUUUCAAUAUGGACCCCACCCCUUGUGAUGGAGUCAUGCUUCAGUUUUUUUCAAAACUCCAUUUGGUUCUAAUUUGUAGUUAGAGUUAAGGACUACUGUUCUUAAUUAGUUCAGGAAAAUCUUUUUGCCUCUCCUGUGUUAACUUUUUAAUUUAGUUAACACUAAGGAAUAUGUUCUGAUAAAUAAAUAACUUGUUUUCUUUGAAAAUUAAAUCUUAAGUUUUAUCAUACUUGCUUAUGUGUAAGAUUAUUGUUUCUUACAUAUAAAUUCAAAAUAAAAAUUCAAACUAUUCAGGUGAGAAAACGUAAUGGAUUCUUCUUACUCUAGAGCUACCUUUUUGAAGAGUUGAGGGUGAGGACAUUUAAGACCAGUUCACUAACCUGUGAUUCAGAGUUGUGGACAUUUGUUUCGAAGGGAAAGCUUAUCACAAGCUCGUGUGCUGGUAAGUGGAUGGAGUUUUAGUUCUACUAUUUUAUAAAAUAAUCUACACCCCAGGAGUUCUAGCAAAGCUUUGACAAUCCCCAGGAGCAAUACUGUGUUACUCCACUAAUUCUCAGAAGGUAAAAUUCAGUUUCCCAAAUUGCUCUUCUAUGAGUUUCCUUAUUAACAUUUGGAAUUGGGAAUUUUGUAAUUAUUCCAGUGAAGUAGUUUUCUGAAGUUGAUGAUGUGGAGAAAAAUAAUGAUGUAAUUUUGUUUUACAAUGUUGUGUUUACUGUUCUGUAAGUAUGUGAGUUACACAAUUCUAAUAAAACCUCAUGCCUUUUCAUUACAUCUAAAUUGAACUGUUUCAUGUUAUAGAAUGCUUCUUUAAUGAAAAUAUUAAGAAAAUAUAUAGAUUUGUAUGUCAAUUUAUACUUCAGAAAUCCAUAUAUUGUCAUAUUUAUUUUUUUAAAAAAUCUAAUUGCAUGAAUAUAUGUAUUUUAAAUAAACACACACCCCCCAAAAAAUCUGAUAACAUGGUCCAAAAUUAUAUGUCUGGGAAGCUGUCAGCCAUCCAUGCUAAGGGUUCAAAUGAAUGCAGUUUAAAAUUGUAUGUAUUUUGUAUUACUAUUGUGUCUCUGUGUACCUUAUUUCUAAAUAUUAAGUAUUAAAUUGGUACUUUUUAAAACCUAA